This is a messenger RNA of Thrips palmi, 3233 nucleotides long. It is a transcript of the gene Spag1, whose product is annotated as sperm-associated antigen 1. The transcript is spliced from 10 exons. The record is from RefSeq and is a predicted model, not a curated record. Gene Ontology annotation, molecular function: heat shock protein binding. NCBI's taxonomy places the organism in Eukaryota, Metazoa, Arthropoda, Insecta, Thysanoptera, Thripidae. Bases 121 to 2064 code for a protein of 647 amino acids. Gene Ontology annotation, cellular component: cytosol; mitochondrion.
GCCUGUGGCUACGGUUGCCUGUUAGGAUGUUGUUUCCUUUGUCUCUGUCACUUGGUGAUUUCCAAGGGUUUACGUUUCUUUCGUGCACCUGGUGUCAUUUAUGAAGAUUUCCUCGUUUCAAUGAUGUCUAGUAACGAUAGGGGGCCUGAAACUCGAAAAAGAAGCAUUCUUCAGAAAUAUGAUUUGCUGGUUGAGUGUCUGUCAUUUGAACAUGUAGAAAAGUGUACCAAUGUUAAAGAACUCGAGAAAAUUCUGAAAGUGCUUAGAUCUGGAGAGGAGGGGCACUACCCACAGUUAGAAAAGGCUGCAGAAGACAAGCUUCGAUCGUUGGCUCCAAACAAUCAUCUCUUGAGAGUUGAAAUUCCAGUGAUAACAACAGCAGCCCUUGGUGCUCAGGAGAAACAGCUUGUUUCCAAUGAUAUGCAGAAAUGGACCCAAGAAAUGACAUUGCGUGAAACCCUCCUAAAAUCUGCUGUGUCUUUGAAUACUGAGGAGGCACCUGCUGUUCGUAAUUCAUCUGUUGCAAAGACUGUGAGCCCUCUCAACAAAAUGAAUAAGUCCACUUCUCCAAAGCCAAAGGAGAAGUCUCUCCGCAAGUGUGCUCCAAACGAUUAUACCUUUUGGGAUAAAUUUGACGCUGAUAGUGAGGUUUUGAAAAUGGACUUAGAAGAAGAGCGCCUUGCUGAAAGAAAAACCAUAGAACGUAUGCAAUCAGAGAAUCAUCAGAGACAAAAAGAUCAACAAAAAUCAGAGGAAGAUGAAGCCUUGCACAAUCAAAUAAAAGACAAUAAGGAUGUAGUUGGUGCAGGUGACAGUCUUUCUCUUCCAGAGAGAGAAUUCAAUGCAUUGCAGGAGAAAAUCAAAGGAAAUGAGUAUUUCCGAAAUCGUGACAUGAUGAAGGCAUUAAAUCACUACUCUCUCAGCAUUUCAUUUCUUCCUAAUGUAGAUGCUUACAACAAUAGGGCACAGACAUACUUGAAAAUUGAGGAUUUUGUAUCUGCUGUGCAAGACUGUAAGUCUGUUCUGAGUAUGGAUCCUCUCAAUGUGAAAGCUUAUUACCGCCGUGGAUCAGCGCUUUUCUCUCUUGAGAAGUACCAGGAUGCUUUGGAUGACUUUGAGAAAGCUCUAGAAAUUGAUCCUAAUCAUAAAGAAAUUCAAGAAUUCGCAAAAAGAGUCCGCAUGAAGUUAGGAAUUCCAGUUUCAAGCAAAAGAGUCAGAGUGGCCAUUCACAACAAGAAUUCCUCAUCCAGUGCUGUUGAGGAAGUUGAUGAAGCUGAUGCAAAUGAUAAAUACUAUCCAUUUUUCAACACUAGUCCCAAUGAUGACAUUGCUUUGAAUGCAAUUGGAACAGCUAAAGUUAUGUGUCGUUGUAGUGGAACACCAGGAUUUAUUCGUAAAGUUCGGUCCCUGGAUGACAUUAAAGACCAUGGCCGUCUUUGUUUGCGACGCAAUUCAAGAACUCACAAGAAAGAAGGCACCACACAGCUCUUGUCUAGCAAUUCAUCAGGAAGCUUAAAAACCGAGGGAAAAUCCUCUGUUGGUAAUGUGAACAGUAUGUGUUCAAAAUCGCAGGAACCUUAUUUGGAAAAGAACCUUAACUUUGAAGGACAGACCAACAAAGCAAUGCCUGACAAGUCAGCUCCUCAAAAAUCACAAGGCACUAGCUUAGCUUUAUCCAAUUUGGAAAAGUUGAAAACCCCAUUUGCAUUCUCAAUCUUCUGGAGCUCAGUUAAAAAUAGUGAUGAUAUAUCGUCUGUCGCAAAAGCAUUGCGUGUGCUCACGCCUGAAAUUAUUCCUAAAGUUGUCGGCAAUAAGCUUGAGGCCAAGAUGCUCAGUAACUUCAUCUCAGCAUUAGGAACCUACUUCACACUGGAUGAAAUGGAUAUGGUGCUUAACUACCUGCACAGUUUUACUCAACUGCAACGGUUCAGUAUUGUGAUUAUAAUGCUUGACAAUGCAUCAAGAAAAGAGUUGGAGGUGUUACUAUCCAAAGCUGACCCUACGAGAUUGCAGACCUCACAACUACUUCAGCUGUAUAUGAUAUCAACUGACAAGUCCAAUUAGGAUAACAGAUUUCAUUCUUGAACUAUUUGAUUGAAAUAUUGACGUGAACACAUGUUUUGUUUGUGGUGUUGAACUGACAACAAUGAAUUAAUUGAAAAAAUUGUGUCAAUAGUAUGUUAAGAGUUUUUUUCUAAGUUACAAAUUUAUUUUAGUUAUCUGUUCUUUCUGAGCUUGGGCUAAAAAAACAAUCAAUAUGUUUCAGCAGUGAACAUUCAGCUAUUUUGCUUUACUGGUUACCUUUUGUGCGCUUGGUUUUAAUUUUAUCAGUAAAGGAGGAUUGGUAAACAAAGCUUAAGAUUUUGAAAGUGUCUUUAUGUCCCUUGAUAGGGCAGUGUUAUAUAAUGGUCAUUACUAAUUAUAUUUGUAAUUGUUGAUAAUUUUGUUUGAAUUCAUUUCAUGUAUUGAGAUUCAGAACCUGGCUAAGGACCAGAGAAUAAAUUCAAUGCAACAAGUAGUUACCUCUGUAACACAGAGCAGUUGAGACAUCAUCCAUUUUUAUUUGUUGUGUUAGUCUGAUCUGUGAUCCCACACCCAGUAUUUGAGACUUUGAAUGGAGUUUAUGAUUUGUUGGAUCACAUGCUUAAGUCAUUAGUCUAGCGGAUUAUUUUAAGCUGGCGAGCUUAGUAUUUGCCAAGUCACCUUAAUUCUAAGUCAUUCAAAAAUGUUCAUGGCCAUCAGGGAUAUAUAGAGCUUUUAAUAUAUGCAUCAUAUCCAGCUCAUGCAGUGUAUUCUUCAGGUGCAAACUAGAUAUUUUUUAAAUUUUGCAUUAUUUAUUUUGAGAACUUAGACUUGGGUACCUUACUUUCUCAACAGACACGCUUAUGCUUUUAUUAAAAAUGCCAGUUCUAUGCUUGUCUUGUUUGUUCUAAGACUUGUCUUGAAAAAUGACCAUAAAUUUAAUGACUGAGAAACCUCAAAAGCUGGUAGUGUAGUGUUUUUGUGCAUUGCUCAAUUGUUGAUUUUAGACUUACCAUAUUUUCCAAUGCUUUGAAGGGCAAUGAAGUUGGAAAGUGAGUUAAUUUUGUGAUGUGUAACUAAUUGAUGCAGAAGAACUUUGCCAAACCCAAUCUGUCUGCUGUGUGUUAUCUUCAUCUCCUUUACUUUCUAUAUUCUAAUGCCCUGUUUGUAAUGUUUAUACUUCAGUCUUACUAAAAAAAUAAUUUGAAGAA